AAUUCGGCUUUUUUACCCCCUCCGCCCAGGAGAAAAUUCCUCCAUAAUUCGCUGAAGGAAUGCUACUUUUCUUGACAAAUCUUGACAAAUAGACCGUUUAAUUUCAUCGUUCAUAAAGAACAUUUUCAUAAAUUAUAGACCAGAGUUCAAGGAGUCCUCUAGCAACACAUCAAAAUCAUCUUCAUUUCCAGCACAAGAAGUCAAGUCUAAGUUGCUGGAUCUGCAGUACGCGGGACAAGGUCAGAAAAAGGAUCGCCAUAGCAUGAACGUUAAAAUGGCAUGAGAUUAUCCUUUUUGGCAAAUGGAAUCAAAGCCUUCUCUCAAGUGCAAUUUCGAUAUGCUCGAUUCCCAACUUACUCUAACUCCAUGAAGGCACGAGGGAGGAUUUGUCUCUGUGGUUGGGGAUGCAGGGAGGGUUUGCCAGCCUGGGUGCCAGGUAGAAUUGGCAAGGGGAGCUGUCUAAAUAGAGUCCGUUAAUGGAGAAAUUAUUGAGUUGCAAGGUAAAAAGCCAGGGAGGGCUUGCCAGCCCGAAGCGAUUAAAUCGAAUUAGUUCACAGAGAAAGGUAGAAGGUGAAGAGCGAGGAGCAGAUUAACCCUCACCAACGGUAAAAACUUGUAAAGCAUUUCCAUCCCUCCAUUUUAUGGCUGUCCCCGCCAACCAAUAGAUAAAGAAACAGACUAUAAAUUUUUCUAAUAAUUGCGUUAGUCCCGUAAUUCUCUCAAGCAUCGCUUACCAUGGCAUCCCUUUCUCCGGCAGUAGUAUCUUUUCUGUCCUGGAGCGUUUUCGUGCUUUUUUCACAUAAUGUAAAUGCCGAAAACAGGAUCACCUCCCCCAUAUGGAGGGGCCACCGGUCUCCAAUUUCACAGCCCAAGCAUCACAGGCCACGUUUCAGUCCUGGCCCUUGGAAAAGCGCUCAUGCUACUUUCUAUGGAGGCGCUGAUGGCUCAGGAACAAUGGGUGGAGCGUGUGGUUAUGGGGAUCUCAAACAAGAAGGUUACGGCUUGGAGACAGCUGCAUUGAGCCAAGCUUUGUUCAACAAUGGCCAAACAUGCGGGGCCUGUUACGAAAUAAAAUGUGUCAACGACAACCAGUGGUGUAAGCCCGGGCAGCCUUCGCUCUUUGUUACCGCUACCAAUAAUUGCCCACCAAAUUAUGCUUUAUCCAGCGAUAACGGAGGAUGGUGCAACCCACCGCGCGAGCAUUUUGAUCUGGCACAGGCGGCGUUUCUUCAGAUUGCUGAAUACCAAGCCGGCAUUGUCCCUGUUCAAUAUCGGAGGGUUCCGUGCGCUAAGAAGGGGGGAAUUCGAUUCACGAUUACAGGGAAUCCUUACUUCACCCUUGUUUUGGUAUGGAAUGUUGGAGGAGCUGGAGAUGUUACGAGCGUACGGGUGAAGGGCGACAACAAUGUAAAUUGGACUCCAAUGCAGCGAAAUUGGGGUCAGAAAUGGCAGACUCAUACCGUGUUAACUGGGGAGUCGCUCUCCUUCAGAGUUAAGGCAAGUGAUGGUAGAACCUCCACUUCAUGGCAUAUUACCCCGCGAAAUUGGCAGUUCGGUCAAACAUUCGAAGGCAAGAACUUCAAGUAGAAGAGAUAGAGGUGAAAUCAAGAGCACCUGCUUCUUUUCAACUCAGCUCCUGAUGGAAAUCGUUGGAGUUAUUCUUUCUUUUGAGAAUUUUAAUUAUAUGGGUCGGAAUCAUGCAUGUGCCGGAACCGGGAAAAGACCAACAUUAUUCAUUAACCAACAAAUUUUGAAAGGAUUAAUCUAAACCUUAAACCGCAAGUGCAUUUGCUUUUUGAUUGUAUCUCA
Messenger RNA from Coffea arabica (coffee), 1809 nucleotides. RefSeq names its product expansin-A9. Lineage: Eukaryota; Viridiplantae; Streptophyta; Magnoliopsida; Gentianales; Rubiaceae. Gene Ontology annotation, biological process: plant-type cell wall organization. Gene Ontology annotation, cellular component: extracellular region. The record is from RefSeq and is a predicted model, not a curated record.